Messenger RNA from Didymodactylos carnosus, 3018 nucleotides. The record is from the annotation of a GenBank genome assembly. NCBI's taxonomy places the organism in Eukaryota, Metazoa, Rotifera, Eurotatoria, Philodinida, Philodinidae.
AUGGAUCAAUUUCUUUCGAAACGUCUUGAUUGUCCACCACCAAGUACAAAAACAUUAAUGGAAGAAAAAGAUAGUAUAAUAAAAAAACAACAAGAUGAAAUAAAUAAAUUACAAUUACAAAUGAAUAAAAUUCAGCAAGAACGUGAUUAUUUUGCGGCAUUAUUCAACACUCAACAUUCACAUAAUAACAAUAGUAAUAGUAAAAGCAAAUCAAAUCAAAACGGAGAAGAAGGAGAAGAAAAUUUAACAAAUGGGUUUCAAAAAAUGAUUACCCCACCGAGUGAAUGCUCGUUAACAUCAUCAACGUUAACGCAUAUGCCGAAACAAAAAUCUCUGUGCACCGAUUCAUUACAGAAACAAUCGCAAGCGUUAAAAUUACACCAUCAUCAUUCUCCUCAAAAGCACUCAAUGGUACAUUUCGAUAAAACUGCAUUAAAUAGUCUAGGUCUUACAACCGCAACAAUGAAGAAAAAUCCGAUAUCUUUCUCAUCGAAGUCGCACUAUGAACUUUCGCAAGAUCUUCAGGAUAAGCAAAUUGAAAUGCUCCAAAGAAAAUAUGGUGGUGUUUUGCGUACAAAACGAGCUGCAUCAGUCAUUCAACGUGCAUUUCGACAAUAUAAAUUGGAAAAAAAUUUUCGUCUUAUAUGUGAAACAGCCAAAGCAAAUAAACGUAUAUCGCGUACAUUUUCCGAACAACAACAUCCGCUAUGUUCAUUUUAUCAAGAGAAGAUACCGACCCCACCAGCAUUAAAACCAUGUCUUCGAAUGAGAAAGUCAGAUACAACAACACCAAUACACAACGAAAAAGGGAACGAUAGCUCAUCAUCAUCUUCGUCCAACACGCCGACAAACGAACAUUUUAUUGAUAAAAAAAUUGAUUUACCAAGUAUCAAUUUUGAACAUUUUAUUGAAACAAAUGAAAAACCACAACAACAGCUAGAGCACCAGCAUGACAAAUCAUCACGUAAACCAACCAAACGUGUUCUUAUCGUGACGGAAAACGACAGGAAUAUGCUCGAAGCAUUGAUUAAAAAAGAAGCAAAUAAUGAAGAUGUUGAAAAUAGUGUUCGGUUACGUGCACUGUCAUCAAAAACAAGACUAAUAUUUGGAAAAGAACAAAAUGAUAGUGAUUUUGUUGAUGAACAAUUAUCAUCAAUUGUGCUAGUUGAAUCAGCUACAGAGGAUGCAUCCAAAAGACAAAUGCCAUCAUCAAUCGAUUGGUGCAAAAACACAUCUCACUACAAUUUUUAUAAAGAUUUAACUAGUUCACCUUUGGAAUGUCGAAAAUUUUCUUCACGGGUGGAGACUAAACCUCAGCCACCUAUGAGAAAUAGUACAACAAAAAUAUCUACUGUUAAAAAUCCAAAUGGCACAAAAAUGACAAGGCCGUCAUUUUCGCCAUGUGUCGCGUCGCCUAUAUGGAAACGCAAAGUAACAUUAGACGUUGACAAUGGUCGUUUAAGUAAUCUAUCUGAAACGAGUGACAGUAGUGAUCUUUUAGAAAGUCCCAGUUUAUCGAUAACCCCAUUUAGUCAAUCAUCAACAACCAGUUCCGAUCGUGAUAAUAUGAGCUUGCAAUCGAACAGCAGUACAAACGAUAGUUACUCUAAUUCAUCUUAUUCGCAUCGAAAUUCAGCAACCAGUCUAGAAUCACAACCAUCAUCCAUUCAACAAAUUUCAACAAAAUCUGUGCAAAUGAAUCACAACGGGACUGAAACACGGAAUCUUCCCAUUGAUCCUGUAUUAGAAGGGCAGGAAAGAAUACUUGCGAUUAAAGCAAAUGAAACAUACCGAAGAAGAUGUUACAGAGCAGGUUUAAAUGUUUUCAAUAAAAAACCUGAGCGUGGUAUUCUGUAUUUAAUUAACAAUCAUUUCCUUGAACCAAAUCCUCAAGCUGUUGCACGAUUUCUGUUAACACGAAAAGGUCUUAGUCGUCAAAUGAUUGGAGAAUAUUUGGGCAAUUUACAAGAUCAUUUUGCUAUGCAAGUUUUACAUGCUUUUGCUGCUGAAAUGGACUUUCAAGAUCAACCUAUAGAUAUGGCACUACGCAAAUUUCAAUCGUCGUUUCGAUUACCUGGUGAAGCACAAAAAAUUGAACAACUGAUGAAGGUAUUUGGUCAACGUUAUUAUCAAACAACUUUAUCAAAUACACAAUUUCGUAGUCCAGAUACAAUAUUUAUUCUUGCAUUUGCCAUUAUUAUGUUGAAUACUGAUUUACAUAGUAGAAAUAUUAAAUCUGAUAAAAAAAUGAAAUUAGAACAAUUUAUUAGAAAUUUAAAAGGAAUUGAUGAUGGUGAAGAUCUUGAUCCCAUCUAUCUUAAAGACAUUUAUGAACGUAUUAAAGCAAAAGAAUUUCGUUCGGACAGUGAUCAUGUGACACAGUGUGCAAAAUUUGAACAAACACUUAUUGGAAAAAAACCAUCAUUAGUCGCACCUCAUCGAAGACUUGUAUGCUAUUGUCGAUUUUAUGAAAUUCAUGAUUUAACUAAACGUGAACGUUUAACAGCUCAUCAACGAGAAGUAUUUUUAUUCAAUGAUUUACUUGUGAUAACAAAAAUAUCGAAUAAAAAGCGUAAUCAAAUUCAAUAUACAUUUCGGAAUAGUUUUCGAUUGUCUGGCAUGAAUUUAUAUCUAUUUGAAACUCCAUAUUAUCAACAUGGAAUACGUUUAGUUCGAAAACCAGAUACAAAUCAAACAAAUUUAAUAACAUUUAAUGCUCGAAAUGAACAUGAUCGAGCAAAAUUUUGUGAAGAUUUAAAAGAAGCUAUUAUGGAGAUGGAUGAAAUGGAGAGUCUUCGAAUACAAUCUGAAUUAGAUAAACUUCGUUUAUCAUGUAGUCCGAUAAUACGAGGAGAUUUAAAUGGAACAAUAUCGUCAAAUGUUAUACAUUCAAUUGUUGAUUCAAAACGAAAUAAUCUUCGUCCAUUAUCGCGAACAUUAUCAAAUUCAAUGCUUGAUAUAAUUAAUACAAAUAACAAUUCAACAUUAUGUAAAGUGGUUCAUACAUUUUCCCUCUAG